GCCAUUUAUGAAAGUGGUCUAUUUAUUCCUGUUUCCAGUUGAGCUGGUCUGAGGCUGUUAUUGCUCACAGUUGAUGCAAGAGAGUUUACAUACCCUCUAUAUGCAAUCCGCUGAUUUAAAUAAUGGACACUCCAAAGACAAGUAAUUCAACGAGAAGCCUUGUGGCAAAAGCCAUUGACUGCCCUGCAAAGGAAUUUGGUGGCGGUGUGAAGACGGUGGGUGAACUUGGCAGUCCUCAGAAGUUUCUUUACUGGCAAUUUCCCAAUUGGAGGACCAACAACAAGACUAUCAUGGUUCCUCCAGCCUACAAACCAACUGAGCCGGGCUACACAAUUUCAAAAGAUGGCAAAUAUGCUGAUGAAGAUGAUGUCAAUAUAAGAGGAAGACAAGGAGAGAAACUAAUGUACGAUCGUCUGCAAAAAGCUGGCCAAACCAAGAACAUAGGCAUGUUCGUCAUUCAUGGAUUUAACCUUAUAGAAAUCACCAGGUGGAAUAAAAAAUGCGAAAGUGAAGAUUCAGUGCCUGAGUUAGAUAACAUACCUAAAACAGGGGAAAGCGACUUCAUCAUAUUUCACCACGAGAAGGGAGUCAUUCUAUUCGAGGUUAAGAAUUUGAAGAAGUCUGACAAAGAAUUACUAGAAUCCUCACAUAGGGAUGCUGAAAUCAAUAAGGCAAAAGAUCAGCUGGAUAGAACCAGACAAGUUGUUGAAGCUUUUGCUGUAGUAAACAACUCCAGCAAUGAACAAUCUGAUCGUUUGGAGACACCUCCAGUGAUGAUGGUAAUUGUUCUUCCUUCCACGAAGAGGGGUAGUCCACAUUUGCACGUCAAUGAAACUUCAUUUAUGUAUGAGGAAGAUCUUGCAAGUCUAGAAAGCUUUUCAAAGUGGUGGAGUGACAACAUUGAAUCACGUCCCUCGAUGGCCUCCCCACCAGAGGCCAACAGGGCCUAUGAAUUAGCCCUAUCAAGAAUCUUGGCUGUACGACAUCUUGGCCCUGUAACUGAGUCGGAAUACACAGCUAACAUAAGUUAUACCUUGGACACCUUCAAGCACCUGGAAAACUUGGCCGGUAGGCGCUUCCGCAGGAUCAAGGAAGGCGAAAACCCCCAUCUCUUUCGCUGGUGCAAGUACAUGAUGUCUCAAGACAAUCUCCCUGUUGCCAAAGUUGCAGAAAGAGAAGCUUUCGACACACUUAAAAGCGUCAAUGUUAUUGCUUCUGAGGCAAACCUUUUGAAGGCUCUCAAUAAACAUCUUUCAGAUAAAAGGUUCCUUCUAGGUAGCAGGAUGGCCCUUGAAGACAGAAAGAUAUUCCAGUACCUUUGGACAGUGUACAUAAUUGACAUUGACAGCAUCGCCAGAUUCAUGAAUAGAGUUACUGAUGCAAAGAAGAAACAAGUGAUAAUUAACAAGGGAAAAACCCUUACAGACCUAGGUUUAGCCAAUACAGAUGAUGUCACCAAACUCAAUGAGCUGUCACAGUUAUUGGACAAAAGCCAAAGUGGAUUUUUAGAAGGGGGAUGCUGCACAAAUCUAGACAUUCAACUUUGUGAAAACCUGGCCGGAGGAAAUGUUAGGAUUCUGGCCCUUCCUGGAAAAAGGCCAUGGGCACCUGUGUUUACAAUGGAUCAGCUUGCCGUGUUCGAAGGACCAAAGAAACAGCUUAUCAUCGGUGGACCUGGGAGUGGGAAGACAGAGUUGAUGAAGGCGAAAGCUCUCAUACUUGCCCAGAAGGUACCACCUGGAAAAAAGAUUUUAUACUUGAUUCAAGGUGAGAAACAGAGGGUCUUCCCUAAAGUCAUGAGGAAGUUUUUUAAAGAUAACAAGGUAAUGAAGUAUGUCCAUGUUCUGACAGUUGAGUUCAAGGGAGAAAAUCGCGAGGCCUUUGAAAACCAGCAAGCUCAGUUAAAAUGGGAAACAUACAGCCAUGUUUUCAUCGAUGAGCUAUGGAUUGGUUCAAAGAUCAGGUAUGAAAUGCAGCAGGAUGGCAAAAUGGAUUCUAUCGACGAGCUCACAAUUCCCAAACAAGCAUUAGUCAGCGUUGAGGGCUAUGUUUGGAUGAGUUCUGUCUUUGACUUUCGAGAAGAGUUUUUUCCAAAAAUUAGUGAAGAAAAAAUCAGAGAUAGGCUAAAUUUGCAGAGGCUGGAAGGCAAAAAGAAUUUGCUGUACGGAGAGCUCAAUACACCGUCUCUUCUGGAUACUCUGGCAAAAAGGGGAGGAAUCAUAAGUAGGAUCAAGCACCCUUUAAGGGGUGUGAACAACAUUGUAAAGCUGCUACAAGACUACAGUACCUUGUAUCUUGAAAGAAGUUUUCCUUAUGGAGUAGAAAACAUGCUCAAUCACAAUGUGGAUGGGCAAGAAAUCAGCUGGAUUGCUGUCCAUUCAGAGAGGAAUAAUGUCUCAACAGAGAGAACACAACAAGCUGAACAUUUACCGGUGGAUAGGGAUGAUCUUACAAUGUUGAUGUACAACAAAUGCGUGCAAUUCAUUAAACAAGUUCUCUGGUUCAAUCAGGACCUUCGCCCAUCUUUGUUGAUGACAACAAGCAAGAGUCAGUUGAAGUUACAGCUUGAUCCAGGUGAUAUUCUGGUUGUCAAUUUCAUUGCACGCUAUCAGUCCAAACACAAUUUAGGUGAUAGCCUCACCUCCAUGUUGGAAAAAAUGAAAAUUCCUGUCUGCAGCCUGAAUGAUCUUCAAGCAUCCUCAGUUGAGGAUGAAUUUCUUGACAGCUCAGGUGGUGUGUCUUUUGAAUUCAAAGUCAAGAAAGGAUUCAGAAUACAUUGAUGGUGCAGAGUGGCCUAUGGUAAUUGUGCUUCUAACACCUGAACUUCUGUUAAGUGACGGAAAUGGUGGGUUUGAACCAGUUCGCAACUAUGAUCCAUACAUAGCCAUGUUCCGAGCACAGGCAAAACUCGUUGUGAUAUCAGAUUCAUGGAGGUCAUCCCAAGACUUCCUCAACAGUGUCAAAAAAAAGCCAAGUUAACUUGGAAUCAAAAAUGAGGCUCUGUUUUCCUAGCUUGCAUAACUGGCAAUUUCUUGGUGGCAAGCAGCAAUCAGUUGGUUAAAUGACAACAAAUCAAAAUGUAAGCAUCACUCCCCAACAUAUUUUCCUUCAUUCUUAACAUAGUAACUAUUGCAUAGCUGAUUCAUAAAAAAUGCAGGAAAAUCAUUAAU
Stylophora pistillata is the source of this 3170-nucleotide messenger RNA. RefSeq lists its product as uncharacterized. The record is from RefSeq and is a predicted model, not a curated record. Lineage: Eukaryota; Metazoa; Cnidaria; Anthozoa; Scleractinia; Pocilloporidae.